AUGUCCAGGUCUGCUCGUCGCACGCGGCGAUCAGAGGGUGCUGUCAACAAGCCCAGUCGACCAUCCAUCUCACCUCCACCGCCAACGGCUGGUGGGGCAGGGACGCAUCUUAUGUCUAUGGCUGAGCGAAUGGCACUCAAAGGAAAGAAGUUCAAGAUUGGCAAACGAAAGUCAAAAGGCGUCUCUGACAGUGCAACUCCCACACAGUCAGAAGCCACGACUCCCACACCAGGCGCUGAGGCUCCCAAAGAGGUGGCUGACGAACCAGUUGCGGAUGAUCAAGAAAUGGCCUCUCGCGAUCCGAGCCCCGAGAGCUCGUACACUGGCGGACAGUCGGCUCAAGUAUCUUCGGACAAUGAUAGUUCGCGAAAUCCUUCACCGCCCCCUCCCGCCCGACGACCCGCGCAACCAACCAUGGUUCGGAUUGGUGACACGGACUCGGAGGCAGGGCAGAGUGACUCCAUGACAGGAUCAGACUCGGAUAGUGACGGCGACAUUCCUGCAAGACAAAGCUCUGGCCGAGGGGGUGGCCGCGGUCGUGGGCGUGGCAGGGGGAGGCCGAGGGGCAGCGGAAGAGGGCGUUAA
Molecule: messenger RNA, 585 nt
Organism: Fusarium graminearum PH-1
Lineage: Eukaryota; Fungi; Ascomycota; Sordariomycetes; Hypocreales; Nectriaceae
Exons: 1
Coding region: 1-585 (194 amino acids)
Source: RefSeq, a predicted model, not a curated record